This is a messenger RNA of Oxyura jamaicensis (ruddy duck), 2008 nucleotides long. RefSeq names its product aprataxin and PNKP like factor (gene APLF). The record is from RefSeq and is a predicted model, not a curated record. Gene Ontology annotation, molecular function: DNA-(apurinic or apyrimidinic site) endonuclease activity; 3'-5' exonuclease activity. Bases 359 to 1216 code for a protein of 285 amino acids. Gene Ontology annotation, cellular component: nucleus; site of double-strand break. The transcript has 7 exons. Lineage: Eukaryota; Metazoa; Chordata; Aves; Anseriformes; Anatidae. Gene Ontology annotation, biological process: double-strand break repair.
UGGCAUCUUGUCCAGAACACCAAACAUACAAGGAAAAAGUAUUGGAGUAACUGCAGGGAAUAUGACAGAAGCCACAAUACAGACCUUUGUUAUCAUUGCCUGUGUGUAAGGCCUGUUGCAAUCCUGGAAUGAGCCUUGAACUGUGUGCAGACCAUGUUUAGGCAUAAAUAUUUUUUGCACAUAGAUCUCAUAUGAAGCUACAGCUGCCUUCAUUUCUUAAGUCUUUGCACUUCACAACAAAUGAUUUCCUCUUUUUCUUUAUUUUCACUUCCAGGCUCCAUUUUCAGAUUUUCUAGACCUAAGACUACUGCUAAUCUAUAUUAAAUAAAAAGAUAUAUUUUCCCAGAAGCCUAUAUACAUGUGUCUCCUCAGGAGCUCUAACUUUUUGUCCUCUACUUCAUCUGAGAAUGCAUCUGGAUUUCCUCUUGAGAGUACCAUGGGAAACAUGGAAGGAAAUGGCAAGACUGAAACAAAAAAAAAACCUGGAAUUACUAUGGAGAAAAAUAAUAGGCAGCUGCAUAGUAAACAGUCUAGAACAACAUGUCAGAUCUCCAAUAAAAAAAAUAGAAUUGAGGAAUCAGAAAACAAAGAACAGAUCACUGGUUCUACAAGCCAACAAACUCUCUGGGGCAGGACUUUCCAAUAUUUUGGUGCCCAGGAGGGGACUCAUGAGCCUGAUGCAGAUCUGGAUUAUGAGACUGAAAUUUCUGAUACAACCAGAAGUGUAGAUGCUUCAGAAAGCUCCAAACAGAUCAAGCGUAAGAGGACUCCUUGCAUGUAUGGAACAGGCUGUUACAGGAAGAAUCCCAUUCACUUUCAGCAAUUCAGUCACCCUAGUGAUGAUGAUUAUCACGAAACAGAUAUUUUAACUGAAGGUAAUGAUGAUAACCAUCCUGAAUGUCCGUAUGGAACCGCUUGUUAUAGGAAGAAUCCACAGCAUAAGCUGGAGUACAAGCACACUGCACCUCCAGGAACUGAAAGACAAACCCAACAGCGAACCUCAAAGAAUGGAAAAAGGGCUUUGGAGGAAGACAGUGAUAAUGAUGGUGAACCAAAUGAAUAUGAUCUUAAUGACAGCUUCAUAGACGAUGAGGAAGAGGAGUGUGAACCUACUGAUGAAGAUUCUGAUUGGGAACCAAGUUCAGAAGACAAGGAUAAUGAAGAUGUCAAAACACUUGUGAAAGAAGCACAUAGAUUUGUUAAGACCAAAAAGUAGCUGCACUGAAUAAAAUUAAGAAUGUCUGAUCCAGUUAUGUUAAAACUCCAAUGUGCAAGGAGAGGAAUUGCUCUUAAAACUACUUUUUUCUCAGUGAUGAAGGCACUAUAGGAAGAUUUUAACAGGGCUGAGGGGAUUCAGCAAUACCAUUCCUUUUGGGUGUAUUUUGUGAUAUUUCUGUUUUAUGAAGUGGUGGAGCCAAAUGAUUGAGCUCUGGGAUUAUACUGUGUGUCAGUUGCAGUAGGACUUCUUAAAAAUAGAAAUUUCUCAGUUACUUCUUCUCCAACACCAUUAGGCUUGAAACACAAUUUUAAAACUUUGUAAUGCUUUGUCUUCCUGUGUUUGAAAUAAAUAGUGACAUUAGGAAGUCUUUAGUUUUGCUGAAACACAAUAUAUACUGGAAUGAAGAAGAGCUAGAUUUCAUACUUGCCGUAUUGCAGGCUGGUUCAUGGCCAUGACUGGGGAAAUCUGUCUAAGCCAUAUUAUGUGUCCUUUACAGUUAGUGUCACCUCAAAUUUCAUUAAUCUGCUACUAGCUUUCAUUUUAGGUAUCUUUCCUUUGAUUGUCUUUAUGUACAGUAGUUAAAUACUGGUUAUCUAAAUAAUUUCAGAACAGUAUCUAAAUGUACUGAACCUCUGCUCAUGUCCCAGCACCAAUUAUGGUGUAUUUGCUCCAAUUACAGUAACAGUUUCAGUACAUGUACAUCACUGUAACUGUGGUCAGUUAACAACAAAGCUGAAAUCUUAAUGACUGUAUUUUUGCACAAUUAAACUUGUACUAUACUGUGGGAAA